Impatiens glandulifera is the source of this 1860-nucleotide messenger RNA. Its product is annotated as 5'-adenylylsulfate reductase 2, chloroplastic-like. Gene Ontology annotation, molecular function: phosphoadenylyl-sulfate reductase (thioredoxin) activity. The transcript is spliced from 5 exons. The record is from RefSeq and is a predicted model, not a curated record. NCBI's taxonomy places the organism in Eukaryota, Viridiplantae, Streptophyta, Magnoliopsida, Ericales, Balsaminaceae. Bases 70 to 1494 code for a protein of 474 amino acids.
UAUUUUCAUUCUGCUCAAGCCCUUUCUCUGUAAUAAUCUUCAUCAAAUCUCUAGAUUAAUCAUCCUGCAAUGGCGUUAGCUGCUCUUAGUUCUUCAUCUUCCUUCACCGGUUCCGUUUCUUCUCAUUUGAAUGCCAACUCAUCCGAUCAUUUCAAAGCAGCAGCAGCUUCACAGCUUGGUUCUCUGAAGAUUCUGGAUCGUGGGUUUUAUUCUCAAUCGACUGGCAUAAUCUCUUCACGGAGAAGGUCUGUAAAUCCGGUGAAUUCCCAAGCUAAACGGAACGAUUCGAUCGUCCCUCUCGCGGCAACCGUGGUUGCUCCUGAGGUGGUUGAGAAAGGGGAAGGCUUUGUUGAGGAUUUCGGUAAACUAGCGAAGGAUCUGGAGAAUGCUUCUCCACUUGAAAUCAUGGAUAAAGCCCUGGAGAAAUUUGGAAAUGACAUUGCUAUUGCCUUCAGUGGUGCUGAAGAUGUGGCUUUGAUUGAGUAUGCACACUUGACUGGACGACCAUUUAGGGUUUUUAGUUUAGAUACGGGUAGAUUGAACCCUGAAACAUACAAAUACUUUGAUGAUGUUGAGAAGAAAUAUGGAAUUAGAAUCGAGUACAUGUUCCCUGAUGCAAUUGAAGUUCAGGGGUUAGUAAGAACCAAAGGGCUGUUCUCUUUCUAUGAAGAUGGGCAUCAAGAGUGCUGCCGUGUUAGAAAAGUGAGGCCAUUGAGGCGUGCUCUGAAGGGGCUCCGUGCUUGGAUCACAGGUCAAAGGAAAGACCAGUCGCCGGGAACUAGAUCCGAGAUCCCAAUUGUUCAAGUGGAUCCAUCGUUUGAGGGAUUGGAUGGUGGAAAUGGUAGCCUGGUGAAGUGGAAUCCUUUGGCUAAUGUAGAUGGCCGUGAUGUGUGGAACUUCCUUCGAGCUAUGAAUGUUCCUGUUAAUGGACUUCAUAGUCAGGGUUAUGUCUCGAUUGGUUGCGAACCUUGUACCAGACCGGUGUUACCUGGGCAACACGAGAGAGAAGGAAGGUGGUGGUGGGAGGAUGCUGCUGCGAAGGAGUGCGGGCUGCAUAAGGGAAACAUAAAGGAUGGAAAUGAAAAUGGGGUUGCUCAAGCUGAGGGAGGAGGAGGAACUGUUACGGAUGCUGACCUUUUUGACACCAAGAAUGUGGUGACAUUGAGUCGAAGUGGGAUUGAGAAUUUGUCGAAACUUCAGGAGAGGAAAGAGCCAUGGAUCGUUGUCCUUUACGCACCCUGGUGCCGUUUUUGCCAGGGUAUGGAAGGAUCAUACUUGGAACUGGCUGAGAAGCUGGCGGUGAGCGGUGGUGGUGUGAAGGUAGGGAAAUUCAGGGCAGACGGUGAAGAAAAGGAGUACGCUCAGCAAGAAUUGCAGUUGGGGAGCUUUCCAACAAUACUCUUCUUCCCGAAACACUCAUCUAAAGCCAUCAAAUACCCAUCUGAGAAAAGGGACGUUGAAUCUUUGUUGGCUUUCGUGAACGCGCUCAGAUGAAGGGGAAGAACAAUAAUGGGUAAGUUUUCCAGACAUGGCAGAGCUCAACUGGAUAGUUGAUAUCAUGAUGCUUUGAUGAAACGAAUAAAAAGUCAACCACCACCACCCACCCCUUGUUGUAAGUAAGAUAUGGGGUUUGUUAGUUAGUUAGUCUUUGUUGUUAUUGUUGUUCUGUCUCUGGCUUUAGUUGCCAGAUUUUUGGUUUGGUUUGCUUGAGAUAGCUAGCUAGCAACUCAGAAAAAGAAGAAGAGUCUGUUUUAGUUUCAUGUUAUGUUUGAUGUGUGCAUCCUUGGGCAAUUGUGACAUUUACUGUUGGGAUUUUGUUUGAUUUUGGUCCUCCUAUAAAAUAUCAUAUUAUUUAUGUUC